Molecule: messenger RNA, 920 nt
Organism: Colletes gigas
Lineage: Eukaryota; Metazoa; Arthropoda; Insecta; Hymenoptera; Colletidae
Gene: p23
Product: prostaglandin E synthase 3
Exons: 4
Coding region: 1-642 (213 amino acids)
Biological process (GO): chaperone-mediated protein complex assembly; protein folding
Cellular component (GO): nucleus; cytosol
Molecular function (GO): Hsp90 protein binding; protein-folding chaperone binding
Source: RefSeq, a predicted model, not a curated record
AUGGCCAUGGUUACGGCAAGAAAGUUGAAUCUCGAAACACUCUCGAAUCAGAGUUCUACGGCGCGAUACGUAAGUGCUCUGUGUUUGUUUGCUUCUUGCAGAACGAAGCUCCGAAAUAUGACUCAAGAAGGCCCAUACCCUCCUCCACCUGUUAUGUGGGCCCAAAGGAAAGAUGUUUUGUUUCUUAGUAUCUGUCUAGAAGAUUGCAAGGAUCCUCUUUUUGAAAUUGAUCCGUUGAUGAUACAUUUUAAAGGAAUAGGUGGAACGGAAAAAAAAAUGCAUGAAGUUAGAAUUAACCUGUAUAAAGAAAUUGUUGUAAGCAAAACAGAACAACACUUAACGGGUAGAAUUUUUGAGUUAAUUCUCACUAAAAAAGAAUUGGGACCAUACUGGCCAAGAUUAACAAAAGAGAAGACGAGAGUUCAUUGGUUGAAAAGCGAUUUUAACAAGUGGAAGGAUGAAGAUGAUAGCGACAAUGAGACUUACAUGGGAGGAAAUCAGAAUUUGGAAGAUAUGAUGCGACAGAUGGGUGGCUUAUGUUCAGCGGACAAUAAACCAGACUUCGAUGAUUUAUAUGAUUUAGGAGGAGACGCCGAAGCAAUAGAUAGCGACGACAACGAUUUACCUGAUCUGGUUGAUUGAAAAAAUUUUGACGCUACUUUAAAAUAAUUUUCAUUUAAAAAAAGAAAAAAAUAAAAAAUAAAAAACAAAUGGCGACCUAAGAAUAGUGCACCACCAGGCUAUAUUUCAGUAGGCCGAUGCUAUUUGCAUUUUCUGUUACAAAUAAGUUUUGCAAAUUUGCUGACGGCCCAUGUCGCGGUAGCAAACUAGCAAAUAAGGUGCGCGAAAAACUGUCAAAGUAACAAAAAAAAAAAAAAACAGUACAGUGGUCAACAAAAACGAACAGUAAUAUACUUUUU